CCCCAAUCACUGAAACUUUAAGUCAACUCUGCAUCCAUUCAUCUGAAUAGCUUCAGCGAACCCCCCCCCCCCCCCCCCCCCCCCCCCCAAAUCCUCCCUAUCUUGUGUUGCUGUGAGUUGUGAGUGCAUAAUGGCUGAGUUCGUGAUCGGGCCGCUGAUUUCCAUGGUCAAGGAGAAGCUGUCCAGCUACCUUCUGGACCAGUACAAGGUGAUGGAAGGCAUGGAGGAGCAGCGUAAGAUUCUGGAGCGAAAGCUGCCAGCCAUCCUGGAUAUCAUCCAAGAUGCGGAGGUGAAGGGGGCCUACCGGCCUGGAGUAAGAGCUUGGCUCAAAGAUCUCAAGACAGUGGCCUAUGAGGCAAACGACGUCUUUGACAAUUUCAAGUAUGAGGCGCUACGGAGAGAAGCCAAGAAGAAGGGGCAGUACAACAUGCUCGGCAUAGAUACUGUAAGCCUCUUACCUGCUCAUAAUCCCAUUCUGUUCCGUCACAGGAUGGCCAAGAAGCUUCAGAAGAUUGUGCAGACCAUCGAGGUCCUGGUCGCAGAGAUGAAUGCCUUUGGAUUCACUCACCUGGAGCCAGCACCACCGUCUGUGCAGUGGCGGAAGACAGAUUCAAUAAUGCUUGACUCUGACAAGGACAUUGUUAGCAGAUCCAGAGAUGAAGAGAUGAAGAAGAUCGUGAGGAUACUGCUUGAUGAAGCUAGCAACAUGGAUCUCAUGGUCCUACCUAUUGUUGGGAUGGGGGGAUUGGGCAAGACCACCUUUGUGCAACUCGUUUACAAUGAACCUGCAAUCAAGAAGCAUUUUGAGCUUCGGAGGUGGUGUUGUGUGUCUGAUGAUUUUGAUGUUGGUAACAUCGCAAACACAAUCUGCAGGAACAUAGAGAAGGAUCGUGAAAAAGCAUUGCAGGAUCUCCAGAAAGAAAUAAGUGGAAAGAGGUACCUCAUUGUGUUGGAUGAUGUAUGGAAUCGAGAUGCUGAUAAGUGGGGUAAACUGAAGACCUGCCUUAAGCAGGGUGGCACAGGCAGUGCAGUACUGACAACAACUCGUGAUUCUGAAGUAGCUCGAAUAAUGACCAUGGGUGUAGCUCAAGCCUAUAGUCUUGAGACGCUGGGUGAAAAGUAUAUGAAGGAAAUAAUCCAGAGUAGAGCAUUCAGAUUGCAAAUGACAAGCAGUGACGAGCUUGAUGACAUUGUUAAUAAGAUUGUGCACAGAUGUGGUGGUUCUCCUUUGGCAGCCAAAGCCUUUGGCUCUAUGUUGAGUACGAGGACUACUAUGAACCAAUGGAAGGAUAUACUAGCCAAAAGUAACAUUUGUAAUGACAGGACUGGAAUUUUGCCUGUUCUCAAACUCAGCUAUGAUGAUCUGCCGUCACAUAUGAAGCAGUGCUUUGCCUUCUGUGCUAUAUUUCCCAAAGACUACGAGAUUGAUGUUGAGCAUUUGAUCCAUUUAUGGAUGGCACUUGACUUCAUACCACUAGAGGAAGAAGCACAUCCUGAAACAGUAGGAGAAGAAAUUUUUAGGCAGCUUACAUGGAGAUCUUUCUUUCAAGAGGUUAAAGAAAGUCCACCACCAAAGUAUAGAAAAACGAAUGGCAUGCUUUGUAACAAAACCACAUGCAAGAUACAUGAUCUCAUGCACGACAUUGCUCUUUCUGUUAUGGGUAAAGAUUGUCUCACGGUAACUGACAGAACCAGUUACACGAAGCCUUUACCAGAUCCAACUCGUCACUUCUUCUUGUCAUGCCAUCUUGGAAAACAGUUGGAUGAUUUUCUGAAGAAACAGCCUCCAACUCUCCAGACACUGUUUUGUACUUAUGGUGACUUUUUGUCACAUCUAUUGGAGUACAAUUCCGUACGAGCACUACACCUCCAACAAAAUUUAAGGCAUCAAGUCAGAUCAAGGCACUUACAGUCACAACAUCUGAGGUAUCUUAAUCUCUCAGAUAGUGAUGUGAUCACAGAACUUCCUCAAGAAAUUAGCAUGCUGUAUAAUCUACAGACAUUGGACGUUUCUUUUUGCCGUCGGCUUCAUCAACUACCAAAGCAAAUGAAGUACAUGACAUGUCUCCGACACCUGUAUACACAUGGAUGCAGAUCACUCACGCACAUGCCCCCAGAUAUUGGACAGCUGGCAUCACUGCAGACCCUAACAUAUUUUGUGGUGGGGACUAGUUUCAACUGCAGUACUGUUGCAGAAUUGCAGAAUUUAAAUCUUGGUGGACAGUUAGUGUUACACGGCCUACAAAAUGUAGCUGAGGCACACGCAAAAGCAGCCAGCCUUGGAAAAAAACAGAAACUCACACACUUAUCUCUCAAGUGGAACAGUGAUGUCAAUGAGGUACAAGAUAGUCAUAUGAAGGUGCUAGACGCUCUCAAACCUCAUGGUGGUUUGGAGAUGCUAAGGAUAGAUUCCUAUAAAGGCAGUAGUUUACCAUCAUGGAUGAUAGAUUUCAGUCUGUUGCAGCAGUUGACUGAACUUCACCUGAUUGACUGUACCGUGUGUGAAGUAUUUCCUGAAUUCUGUCAUCUGAAAGCCCUUCAAGUUCUUUAUUUGGAAAAGCUAGACAAAUUGCGGAGCCUAUGUAGCGAUAUGACAUCUAUGGUAUUUCCAGCAUUAAAGAAACUCAAGUUACGUGAUUUAGAGAGCAUGGAGAGAUGGGUGUCAGCCGAAGGCAAAGAUGAAGUAACCUUUCCAGUACUUGAGAAAAUUGGUAUUAAGAACUGUCCAAAACUGACUAGUCUACCUGAGGCGCCAAAGCUCAAGGUUAUAAAUGUGAAUGAAGGCAAGGCACAGAUAUCCUUAGCAAUAGUUAAAGCUACAUACACGUGUUUAUUGUCUAAGCUAAAACUGUCAGUUGAAGAUAGAGAAGCAACACUUGAGCUAGAUCCAGAGAAUCAUGAAUCACCUUUGACAGAACUGAGCUUAGGUGGAUGCAACUUUUUGUUCCUCUCAAGUCCAUCCCAGCCAACAAUCGGAUUUUGGAAAUCUUUUGAAAAACUUGUUGAUCUGGAAAUAAAAAAUUGCAGUGGACUCGUCUACUGGCCGGAGGAAGUGUUCCAAAGCUUGGUAUCCCUGAAGAACUUGGAGAUUAAGUCGUGUGAUAAGCUAAUAGGGCCCGCACACGUGAAUGGUGAACCAAAGCCAACGGCGGAACAGGUCCUGCCACAUUUAAAAAUUAUACGGAUCCGUAAGUGUGACAGCUUGGUAGAGCUGUUCAGCCUCCCCCCAUCCCUCAGAAGUAUUUAUGUUUGUGACUGCAAUAAACUUGAGCGCAUAUUUGGGAAGGGGGAUCAGUUUGCCACACCGUGCGACGGCCACGCAUCAUCCACUGUGGUAGAGCAAUCGUCAGCGCAAGCAAAUCAUCCUCCACCGAACCUAGAGUAUCUAUUUAUAUCUUCUUGUGGUAACAUUGCAGCACUUCCAAACCUGCCGCCGUCCCUCAAGUCGUUAUAUAUUUGGGAGUGUCAGGAGCUCUGUUCUGUGUCAGGGCAGCUGGGUGCACUCGAGCGGUUAGUCAUUUAUGGCUGCAGUAAGCUGCUGUCACUGGAUUCCUUGGGAGACCUGCCAUCACUGGAGUCCCUCACAAUUGACAGCUGCAAAUGCCUUGCAUCCUUACCUGGUUGUCAUGGAAGCUACUCAGCUCUUCGGGUAGCCAUGGUCAAAUACUGCCCAUCCAUAGAUAUGAAGCCACUUUACAAACUCGACCAACAGCGGCUUGACAGGCUUGAAGUCAGAGACUUAUCCCACGCUCAUUCAAGCGAUCCGUAUGACGGGGCUAAACUGAGGGAACCAAAAUCCUGGAAAUAUGCUAUCCCUGGGUGUCAAGAUUGGGCAAUCCGGCGUCACAGGAACCCCUGAAUGGAGAGCUGGUUAUGGUCCUCCUGAUUGCUGAAUUUCGGAUGCAUGCAGCUCCGAGAUCUGCCUGCGAGUACUCCGGUGUUGACAGCUUCAAGAGUUUGUUAUGUCGCUCGGAGCCUAUUGGUUAAAUAUUUCUGUGUGCCGCUCGCAUGACUGACUAGUUUUGCACUCUUGUAAUGCACUAGUGUUGUGGCAUGAAUAAUCUUCCGCUGUACUUUGGUUAUGACUUGUAUUUCACUGAAUAAGCUGCAUUUGGAGUACCGCAAAAGGAACACGGCGAGUAAUGUUUAAUUCUCUGAACAUGGUGAGUUUAUGUAUCCUUGGAAUUGUCCUGGGGCCUUGAGCCCGGUUCAUAGGCAUGUUUAAUUUGGGCACCUACUCGAGCACAAA
Molecule: messenger RNA, 4249 nt
Organism: Panicum virgatum (switchgrass)
Lineage: Eukaryota; Viridiplantae; Streptophyta; Magnoliopsida; Poales; Poaceae
Product: putative disease resistance protein RGA4
Exons: 2
Coding region: 131-3859 (1242 amino acids)
Biological process (GO): defense response to other organism
Molecular function (GO): ADP binding
Source: RefSeq, a predicted model, not a curated record